Molecule: messenger RNA, 975 nt
Organism: Gordionus sp. m RMFG-2023
Lineage: Eukaryota; Metazoa; Nematomorpha; Gordioida; Chordodea; Parachordodidae
Exons: 6
Coding region: 101-844 (247 amino acids)
Biological process (GO): synapse organization
Cellular component (GO): neuron projection membrane
Source: RefSeq, a predicted model, not a curated record
UUUCUACUUUAUAAUGAAAUGGGAAAUUAAAUUUUGUUAAAAAUUAAGAUUUAAAAAAAAAGAUGGCCGAAUCGGAAUCAAGAAGAAUUAGCGAAGGGCCAUGAAAUUAUUCCUAAAAUGCCACCAGAAAACUAACCAAAUAUUCUCAUUUUUAAUAAAUUUGUCCCCAGAUAAAAUAAUUUCGAUCCAAAAUUUUAAUAACGUUUUUACCGUCAUACUAUUCUUCGCGAUCAUGCUGUUAAGCCGUACAGCAAUAUGUCAUGAAACUAGUUUGAAUGAAUCAACUUCGCAAGAUAUUACCUACUUAAGCACUCCCAAGAUGUCCACUUCGUAUCUUCCUUGCCUUGCCCAGGACAGUGAAUAUCGACCUAUAGUUUCUUGGAUACGUUUGAGAGAUAAUCAGAUAUUGACGAUAGGCAAAUUCAAAUUCGUCAAAGAUCCGAGAAUAAAUAUUCUAUCCGACACUGGGCAAUUGUGGACCCUGCAAAUUCGGUACACGCAAUCCGUCGAUGUAGGACUGUACGAGUGUCAAAUUAAUAACGAUGACGUCCCCACGAGUUCCAUCCAAUCAUACUCGAAGCAAAGGCGCUUAUUUAAUCUAACGAUCAAAAAUGAUUACAGAUCCUUAAAACCAGCCAAUGAUUCCUUCACAAAAUUAUACGUUGCACCUCAAAUAAAAUUCAAACGAGUUUCCUAUCCUAAAAAUCAAAUGGGGAUGGAUGAAGUCGGGAGGAACACAGUUUUAAUCACGAAAAAAAGUGACCAUCUGUUAAUAAUAAGUUCGCUCAUCACCAUAUUACCACUAAAGGCAUUGGCAUACAUGAUAAUAAUGAUCGUUCUAUGAUUAUUUGAUCUAAUUGGGGAUAAGGUGAAGACAGAAGAAGAGUUUUUAGUAAAUUCGCUGAUUGCCAUAUUAACAUUUGAAGAUCUUUUAGUAUGCCUGAUUAUAAUGAAAGUUCUAACGAUGAAACUGGU